Messenger RNA from Micropterus dolomieu (smallmouth bass), 2476 nucleotides. RefSeq names its product CCM2 like scaffold protein (gene ccm2l). The record is from RefSeq and is a predicted model, not a curated record. Lineage: Eukaryota; Metazoa; Chordata; Actinopteri; Centrarchiformes; Centrarchidae. Gene Ontology annotation, biological process: heart morphogenesis. The coding region runs from base 143 to 2008 and encodes 621 amino acids. The transcript is spliced from 11 exons.
GCAAUGGAAAAAACAACUGAGAGACAGACACAAAGACAACAAAAGAUAAACUGACACAAAAAAUACAUUCAGGAAGAGUGUGACCAGGACCAGGACUCAGCUGACCCAGAAAAGGACCAAUACAGAGGAGCACUGAACCACGAUGGACUAUGAACCCAAGAAAUCCAAGAAGGGUUUUGUCUCUCCGAUUAAGCGUCUGGUCUGGUCAAAAUCUAGUCGCAGGCCGGUGGAUCGAGGCAGCGUUUACCGCCGCCCGCUGCACACCGUCCCUCUCUACCCUCCGGACUACCUCAUCCACCCUGAGAGGCUCAUCUUCGACUACGUAGAGAAGGAGGUCAAGUUCCUUGGUCACCUGACCUGGGUGUCGGUUUCACUGAACCCUUCCAGCCGAGACGAGCUGCUACAACUACUGGACACAGCCAGGCAGUUGAAGGUGCUGCCACUGAAGACUAGUAUGGAUCAGGACUGUAUCCUGAGUCUGUCUGCUCGCUGUCUGCUGCUGACGUGGAGAGACAACGAGAAGCUGCUGGUGAGGAUUCCCACGCAUGAGAUUGCUGCUGCCUCCUACCUGAGAGACGACGCACUGCACCUGCUGGUCCUCAAGACAGGUCUGAACGUGGACACAGUGGUUGCCGGAGACGACAGCCUGGACAGGAAAAAAACAACAGGCAUAGAUGGCCGACGUCAAACCAUGAGCUGCAAUGCUGACCCUCGGCCUGCAGGGGGCACAAUGGAGCGACGACACACCAUCUGUGGAGUCGACUGGAGGCCGUCACUGUCCAGGAGUAACCACGACAAAAACCAAAAUGUGGAAAGAGGGGGAGGGGGAGAGAGAGGAGGUGGAGGGGGAGAGAGAGGAGGAGGAGGGAGCUUAGAGAGGAAGAGAGUGGGAGGGAGCUGGGAGAGGAGGCAGCAAACACGUAAAACAGGAGGGAGCUGGGAGAACCGCAGAGCGAGACCCAUGAGCGGGAGCUGGGGGGUGGGAGUAGGAGGAGGUGGUGGAGGGAGCUGGGAGAAGAGGCAUGGGGGAGGAGGUGUUGGAGGAGGUGGGAGCUGGGAGAGGAGAGGAGGAGGUAGUGGAGGAGGUGGGAGCUGGGAGCGGCGCCAAGCCUGCACGGGAAGCUGGGAACGGGGGAAGAGCUACGGCAGCUGGGAGAGGAGGAACCACAACCCACUGGAGCCGACGCCCUGCCCUGACGCAUACUGCAACCUGGUCAUCCUGGCUGUGGAAAACAGGGAUGCUGCAGAGGAGUACUGUUCUCUGAUCUGUCAGAUGUUCCAGAUCAUUUACGGCCAUCAGACGAUCGAGUGUGUCGACAGAGCUGGGUUUCACCACUCCGUGCCGGAUCGCUACUGGCUGCAGAGGAGUGACAGCUGUCUGACUGACAUGUCCUACAGCUAUGAUCCAGAGUUCAGCUGCUGCAGCUCAUAUGACGGUUCCCAGGAUGCCUUUGAGCUCUACUACAGUGAGACAUACAGUGAGAGUUCGUCUGUUUCGCUGCAGGACUCCCAUCGCAGUCUGGCGUCAGCCAGCGAUGGAGGAGACAGUAACCCCGCCCUGCUGCUGAUGCAGGAGUACAUGAUUACUCUGCGUAACAAGCUGAGUCCGGUGGAGUUGCAGCACUUUGCGGUGUUGCUGAGAGAAUACAGACUGGGAUCAAACAUCGACCACUUCUGCUCCGAGCUGCUGCAACUGUACGGAGACAACCGCAAGUUCCUGCUGAUGGGCAUGCGUCCAUUCAUCCCAGACAAGGAUGUUGGGGUGUUUGAGAGUUUCCUGGAGAGCAUUGGGAUCCGGGAGGGUGGGAUUUUGACUGACAGCUUUGGACGCAUCAAACGCAGCAUGAGCAACAUGUCGGCUACGGCCAUGAGAGACAGGUAUGACAACUGCUCUGUGUCAGGAUCUCAGGAAUUCAAUCGACGCAUUACUGACAUUACCCACGACAUCGAGACGCUCGGCUUCCAGGACACACACGGAGACAUUGAGGAGGAGGACUACUACCUUUGAUGGAGGGAAACAGAGGUUUUGAUUUCUCAAUGAAUUCAGGCAGUGUUUGAAGUUUUAAUUUUGCCCACGUGCACCUGAGCAACAGCAGCAGUUUCCAGAUAUGUAAAAAAUAAAUUGUCGGACAGUGGUAGCCUUUUUGAUGUUUUAAACGGCACUUCCUGCUCUAUGUACAGACAGAAAAGCAGACAAUAAAUAAGACCAGCAAGUCAGUGAAAUUAAACAACAGUAAGAAAGUUAUUUUAUAGAAAACUAAAGCUGUCAAAUUAAUUUUAACUUAAGUAAAAUAUGAAAUAUUUCAAUGUUAUCAUACAGUAAAUGCACAGCAAAACUAGGAUCAAACAAUGCAAAUGUUAUUUUAAGUUCCAUAAUUUAAAAUGCAUCAUUGCUGCUAAAAUGAAAAUUAAAACUCCACUGACUUGUGUAUUUUCUAUGUAUUUCAUACGAAUAAAAAACUGAAUCUGAAUUAAA